This is a messenger RNA of Bursaphelenchus xylophilus (pine wood nematode), 1258 nucleotides long. Lineage: Eukaryota; Metazoa; Nematoda; Chromadorea; Rhabditida; Aphelenchoididae. The record is from the annotation of a GenBank genome assembly.
AUGGCGUGCCUCCAAAAACUCAAGGAUGAUAUCCGUUUGUUGAAAGAAUUAUUCCCGAGUGAUCAUUCCCGAUUCCAAGUUAAGUCAGCUUCCGUUGAUGAAAUAUCUGUCCGUUACAUUGUAAACGAUCAGAAGAUCAAUAUUGUGGCCAAUUUCCAAGAGAAUUAUCCACGUGCGGCCCCAAUUUGGUUCAGCGAAUCAGAAGAAGCUGUAGUCUCUUCGAUCCUUGAAAAUCUGACUAAUGGCGAAGUUCAAUUCGCCAUUUUGUACCAAGUGCUUUAUUUGGUAACUCAGUUGUGUAACUACUACAAUGUGCCGUUGCCGACCGAAAUUCAUCAAAUCUCCCCGGUAUGUUGUUUGUUUCAGUAUAAAUUAUGAGUAUAGAGUGAGGACAAUAUCGAAGAGAAGGAUGAAGGAAAUGGAAGCGAUAUUGAGAGUACAGGCGACGAAGAAAUGGAGGAAGAUAUCAUGUGCGACAUGGAGGAACAAGACCCUCGCUUAAACCGUCAGGCUGAAGAAAUUGCUCCUGAGGCUCGUGACAUCUUAAAUCGUGUCACUAAUGUGCAGCGACAGCAGCACUUACAGGGAACCGCCACUGGCUCGGUCACUGCUUCGGACCGGCUAAUGAAGGAACUCAAAGAGAUCUAUCGCUCUGAGAAUUAUAAAAACGGUACGUUUCUAUAGCAUUCAUAUUAUGUGGGCUUUAGGUGUAUUCGGCAUCGAUCUUGUGAAAGACAAUCUCUAUGAAUGGAAUGUAAAGUUGUACAAAGUUGAUCCUGAUAGUCCGUUGGCUGCUGAUAUGCGCAAAUUGGAGACUACUGCGAAACAAGAUCAUAUCCUUUUUCAUUUCUUGUUCAACGAGACUUUCCCGUAAGCUUUAUUAUUGUUUAAAAAUGCUGUUUUUUUAAUUUGUACUGACUGAUCGUUUAGAUUCGAACCUCCAUUUGUUCGUUUGGUAUCACCGGGUAUUAUGAAUGGAUUUGUGCUUGGUGGGGGCGCGUUAUGCAUGGAAUUGCUAACCAAACAAGGCUGGACCAGUGCCUAUGGAGUCGAAUCUUUGAUUAUGCAAAUUGCCGCCACUUUGGUUAAAGGCAAAGCCCGGGUUUCUUUCGAUUCUAAGGUUGUAAGUGUCGAAGGUUGGCCAUUAAACUUUUUUUAGAAUUCAUACAGCUUGGCAAAAGCACAGCAGUCUUUCAAAUCACUUGUUCAAAUUCACAACAAAUCGGGUUGGUUUACUCCCCCGAAAUCAGACGGCUAA